This is a messenger RNA of Lachancea meyersii CBS 8951, 1824 nucleotides long. The record is from the annotation of a GenBank genome assembly. Lineage: Eukaryota; Fungi; Ascomycota; Saccharomycetes; Saccharomycetales; Saccharomycetaceae.
AUGGCAGAUCCAUUUGCAAACCUCUUUUCUACUUUUAAAGGUGGAGAAAAAGACGUCGAUACUGAGAAAUCGCGACCAGGCGUCGCUUUAAGCUCUCAAAAUGUCCCCCAUUCCGGAUUAGACCGAAAACUCUCGAAGAACACUGAACUAGACGAACUUUUCGAGUCCAAAACCGUGGCUAGUAGCAAAAAGACUGUUGCAGACGAUUUGGAUAGUGCGUUUGAAAUGUUCAAUUCCCCACCGCCGCCUCAAUUGCCAGAGGCAUCGAUCGAAGCCGUGACACAGCAGCAACAGACGCCUACGCCUGAACCGUACAUAGUGGACGAAGUUAAAGACAUGGAAAUCGCCAAACUCAUGUCGCUUGGGAUGGAUUGGGAAAAGGCUGCCAGCCACUACGAUCGGGGCAUUCUAUAUGACCGUCUUGUAGAGAAAAAAAUCGCCAGAAAAUCCGCUGCGAGACAGGCCAACCCUAUACCGUCAGAGGAGCCAGAUCUGUUCUCCCUAGCGUCUGGUUGGCUAAACAAGGGGCGAACGUUUUUGGACUCUACGUUUAGACAGCCUUCGGACUCACAAUCUGUGUCCUUGAGCCAACAAAUUGCAGCCCGGUCAGAAUACAGCAACAGUCCUUUCCUACGCAAUUCCUCCACAAACUCGUCCACGUCCAAUGUGUUCGGAAGAGACUCAUCGACAGAUAAUCGGUCGUCAUCACCAGUGCCAGCUCUCCCGUCUAGACCGUCUAGACCGUCUAGAUCGCCAGGAUCGCCAAGAACUAACAGCCCAGCCCUAUCCGAGAAAAGCGACUCGUUGCCAGCUUCCUUGGUUGACUUUGAGGCGCCAGCUAACGUUCAACAGAACGAAGAGGAAAAACUACUGGAUUUCGAUUCGCCGGCCAAACUCCGACAGGAAAAUGUCACCCUUAGCGCGCACCUUUCGCCUAUUGAGCUCCACAGUUACCAAGAGUUCAAAAACAAGGCAUCUAAGGCUUUUGUAGCCGGUGACUACGAUUUAGCCUUGCAGAACUAUGAAAAGACGAAUAACACUUUGCCUGCUGGCCAUCCUUGGCGCACGGUCUCAUUGUCGAAUAUGAUUGUCUGCCAACUGAAACUGGGACAAUAUCGACAUGCGAUCCAAGGCGCAUCUGAAGCAUUGGUUGGGAUACCCUCACAGGACCUGGAUCAGGAAAUUCCGUCAAUGGUUCCAGUGAAAACUUACAAAGAUAUAUGGACGAAAGUUCAAUCAAACAAGGCAGAAGCUCUCGAAGCAACGGAAGACUACAAAAACGCUUUUGCAACUUACCAACUACUGAUCGAGAAAGGGAUGGCAUCCAAAAAGAUCCUAGAUGGCAGGUUACGCUGUCAGAAAGUUUUGGAGCCUGAGAAGUUUAAAGCGCCUCCACAAACAAGAACUAAAAUCAAAUCGGUGACUUCCAAUGCUAGCUCUAGGUCCCCUUCAACUUCAGUGCCACCCAAUUCCACACAGUCCCAAACUCAACAAACCAGCGAAUUAGAAGAACAAAGAUUUCUCCUGCAUGACAAAGUUGAGCAGCGAGUUUUCUCAUGGUCAAGCGAUUAUGAAAACAACUUACGUGAGUUACUUUCACGACUACAUUUGAUUUUGGAUUGGUGUGACUGGAAAGAAGUUCCUUCCUCGACGUUGGUCAUGCCCAAAAAAGUGAAGAUUACUUAUUUGAGGGCUGCCGCCAAGACGCACCCUGACAAGAUACAAGAAUCAUGGCCUUUGGAAAGAAAAAUGAUUGCAGAACAUGUUUUUGUAAUUUUGAGUAAAGCCUGGGAGCUUUUUAAAGAGGAACAUAACAUUUCAUGA